This is a messenger RNA of Camellia sinensis, 648 nucleotides long. The record is from RefSeq and is a predicted model, not a curated record. Lineage: Eukaryota; Viridiplantae; Streptophyta; Magnoliopsida; Ericales; Theaceae.
GACUCCUCUGUUUCUUCUCCACUCACAACCCAUCCCUCAAACUUUCUCUCUCUAAAUCUUUCUUUCUCUCUCUUCAAUGGCUCACUCUGCCGUCGUGGUUGUUGCUCUGACGGUGAUGUUUUUGGGAUUAGCGAUCGCUCAGUCGCCGUCGCACGCACCUGCAUCGUCGCCGAUAUCGACACCGCCUUCCGUCGCUCCGACUCCUUCGACGUUGGUGAAGCCUCCAACUCAAGCACCGGCUCCGACCACAACUCCGCCGUCCUCCGCUCCUUCUCCGGGGGAUGUGCCUUCUCAGUCCCCUCCUUCUCCACCUACUGUUUCACCGGCCCCUGAAGCUCCUACUCCGUCGUCGAUCGCGAAUCCUCCUGGCUCCGAAGCGCCUGCACCUGCAGAAAACGCCGCCGUUUCGAACAGACUCGCCAUCGGAUCUUUCUCCGCCGGUUUGCUAGCCUUCGCUCUGGUCGCGUAGAUUUUUUUCAAUGGAGUGAUCGAAUUACUAUUAGUAGUGAUGAUAUAUUGUGUGCGUGUGUGUUUUUAGUUAGGUUUUAUUAUUAUUAUUAUUAUACUACAUUUUGCAUAUGAUAGACUCUUUGUUUGUUGAUUUACAUAUCAUUUGGUUUAUGAAAAAUGUUUGGUAGCGUGGAGUAA